Pediculus humanus corporis (human body louse) is the source of this 747-nucleotide messenger RNA. RefSeq lists its product as uncharacterized. NCBI's taxonomy places the organism in Eukaryota, Metazoa, Arthropoda, Insecta, Psocodea, Pediculidae. Bases 1 to 747 code for a protein of 248 amino acids. The transcript is spliced from 4 exons. The record is from RefSeq and is a predicted model, not a curated record.
AUGUCAGAAUCAGCUGACAUUUGGGAAGAUUUUUUAAAACUUCCUUUAGAACCUCCUUCCAAACGAGAAAUAUGUUUACCAAAAGAACCCAUCAAACCAAAAGGUCGUGUUAUUCUUUUACAACAUCCAGCAGAAGAAAAAAGAUGUUUAAAAACAGCUCCAAUGUUAUCAUUGGCAUUGCAUCCUGAUCAUUGUCUUAUUUUUAGAGGGAAAACUUUUCCUAAAAGCAAACAUGAAAAUUUAUCAAAUCUUUUAAAUCAUCCGAAAACACUUUUACUUUAUCCGACAAUUAAUUCGAUUGAUAUUGAAUCUAUAAAACCCAUGAGAGAAGAUAAUGAAGAGCCUUAUAAUUUAGUUUUAAUCGAUGGCACUUGGCCUCAAGCAAAAGCAAUGUUUAACAACAGUCCUAUUUUACAUAAAUUAAAACAAGUUAAAUUAAGAGUUGGUGGUAAUAGCGAAUAUGUAAUUAGAACACAACCCACAGAGGGAUGUUUAUCGACUUUAGAAACAGCUGCAAGAGCUCUCAGUAUUUUAGAAAAUAAUCAAGAAAUACAAAAUAAAUUAUUACAACCACUCUAUGUUUUGUGUAAUUAUCAAUUAUCUCAUGGUGCUGUCAUUCAUCAAAGCAAAGAAUUUUUAAUUAAAAAUAAUAAAUAUCCGAAACAAGUUGGUCAAAGACUUAACAAACUCCUUAAGAGAGCUGAUAACCAACGACAAAAAAGUGAAACUCUCGUACAACAAUUUUAA